Messenger RNA from Bursaphelenchus xylophilus (pine wood nematode), 6891 nucleotides. The record is from the annotation of a GenBank genome assembly. NCBI's taxonomy places the organism in Eukaryota, Metazoa, Nematoda, Chromadorea, Rhabditida, Aphelenchoididae.
AUGAUGGUGAAGACCGCUUGUCUCUACGAUGCGUACGUUCAAAGUUACAGAAAAUGGACCUCCACUACAGUACGCCCAGCUACAGCAACUUUUUCAAAAUUUUUUUGUGAAAUCGUAAUAAGGAUUCAUAGACCAAUAAUAUUUGAAAGUUUGAACAAAAUUGAAUAAUUCUGAAUUUAACGUCGCAGCUGUAGUUGAGCCUCGCUUGGCCCUUAGAAAAAACGUGUUUUAACAUUUUUUACAAUUGGCCAAAAACGUUGUUAAUGACAUUCGAACGGAUUUUCGGAAUAUUCCCAUUAUGGGCCGUUGCCGUAUUUUUCCGUUUCCCCGAUUUUUUCCCCAGUUGUCAAUCUUCGACCUCAAGAAAAUGUUUUUUAAGAUGCAUUACCGCCGAGUACGUGUACAUAUAAAAGUAUACAUAGUAUAUUGUUUUAUCUAAUGCUUAAUUUUUGCAGCACCCUGACCGUCAAAAGGCUCGUAAAUAAGGUGCAAGAAGGAAGGAAGAGGUGCGCGAGAUCUUGACAAUCACUGAAAUGAGAAUUUUAUAUGGUUUUAUCUUCUGUCACGACAACAUAAAUCACAUGAAACGACUCCUCGAGCGGGGCAAAAUACUCGAGAUACCUUCUUCUCCUUCUUUCGAAGGCAUUCGUUUAGUGCUAAUUAUGUAUUUAUUUGUUUGCGUGCCUAUAAAUCGGGCAUCUGGUGAUCCUUUUGCAAUUUCCACAAAUGGGAUUAUCUCCCGCUUGGAUUGGGAUACAGUAAUGAAUUGUUGGUGUAAUGCCAUAAACAGGAGAGGUACAUAUUUAUGAAGGUCAAAACCUUGGAGGUCUUAUUAUGAAGCUUUAUUUAAUUUUGAUCAGUAUUUCUUAUUUUCAUCAAAAUUAUUGUCGUUUUAAAAGUUACUGCAUAACUUGAUAUAGCGUAGAGCAGAUUGGAAUCCAUUUUCCCCUUUGGCUCCACGGCGGAUAUAUGCACUGAUAUUCUUCCUACACGCCCUAAAGGAUGGAGUUUCCUUCGGUAGAAAUAAUACCGUAUCCCCCGGGCUGACAGCCUUUUAAUUUCUGAGGGGUUGGUCGCCUCGAGAUGUCUUCAAGAAAGGUCGUAUUUAAAAUUGAAGCCGACUUCAUGAAUCUUUUGAUUCGAUGGAGUCCAUCCAUCUGCCAUCCUACCGUAACCCGGUCCGUUAUACGCAUUUGUUGAAAGGCCUGCCAACGCUUUUCUGGAAUUUAUGGCCCGUCCCGAAGUUGGCCAAGUCUGGAUUCGCGCAAAGAAAGGCAACAGUUGUCGCCCCCUGUCCUCCUAUUGUCCCUCCGAUCUUGCCGCUGCCGUAAAACCGGGGAUUUCUUUUGCUCUUCACAGAUUUACAUCUCUCUCCGCUCUUUUGUCGCUUCUGGUGUCAAAACAUUCGGACAAAGGAGAUGGAUCGACGCCAAAUUAAUCUCAAAUAUUAAUCCUUUCCUUUCUAAUUAAUGCAACCGUUUUUUGAGCGUUACGCUUCUCUUGUUGCAUUACUGUAAGGGUCCAUGCUUUCAUGGGGCGUGGAAGUGUUCUGCGGGUUGUUUUUAAUAUUUGGGAGGGGUGGGGACACUUCCGUUUUGAGAUUUUAAAUGUUUCCACGGUCUUUCUGUGUUUUUGCUCUAUUUAGUGAAGUUUUCUGUAAUGUAACAACUCCUUAGUACUGUAGCAGUUUUAGGGAUUUUAGAUGAUUGUUAAUCCUCCGAAUCAAACUUUAAAGCAAAUUGAGAUUUUAAUUACUUUUUUUUCGUGCCGUCCAAAACGUUGUCAUCCGUUUUGUUUUGAUUUGUAUUUAUGAUUUUGACUUGAUUGCCUUCAUUUUGGAUACAUUUUCUUUGAAUCUUAAUCCUGCUUUUCAUUUGAUGGUCGAUAACAACAGGAGGGUAUUCAAAUAUUUUCUGUAAAAUCUUGUUGCGCGGCGAUAAUGCGGAUUGCAUAAUUUUAACAGCCUCUCGCAUCCCUUGCGCAAUACAGAAGUUUAUGAUGAUCAGAGAGGUCAUUUGAAUUUAGAAUUAUCCCUUUACAACUACAGUCAAACCUCUGUGCGAGAAUCCAAAUGAAGAAAAAAUUGAUUCCGUAUACAAGGGUUUUGUUGUACGGAGGUUAAUUUUGACUUAAAAUUGACUCCUUGGACUAAUGAAAUUAUUUGCUAUAGGGGGGUUUCUCGAUGUACCACUUCUUUACGCAGAGGGUCAGGCUUCCUGUUCGUUUUUGAAAACUUUGGUUGGACGGAGAUUCAAUAUUACCAUAAAAUUUUGUUAGGAACUUUGAAAAGGGUUUACUGUGAACAAUAUUCAGGCGUUUCUUGAUUCGCAGAGAAUUAGUGAAAAAACUUUGUGAUCAAAGUUGAAUGAGUCAUAAAGAGAUUGGCAAGUUUCCUCUUGUUUAUUUUAAGUGAGUGAAAAACUAAAAAGAUCUUAAUUUUAGCCGCAAGGAUAACCUUUUUCCACAAUCCAUUUUUAUGAGGAAUUGAUGGUAGAAAACUUUUCUUUUAAGUCUAGUCCAAAUUAACCAGAAAUUGGACAAUAGUCUCCUCUAAGUCAGUUCAAAUGGAAAUUGCCAUAAGAUUGCAGGGAUUUUUUCGAGCACUUUUCACUAAAUUUCCACUGGCUACAAGUUCCCUUGACAAAUCUUCAGAGAUCUUUCCUCGUCAUCCUAAAAUCGAAAACAAAAAGAAAAAACUUUAAAACUUACAUUCCGUGUCUUAAGAAGUUUACAGUAACCGGAAAUUAGAAGACCGGAAACGAAUAAAGAUCCUUCCAAAAAAUCUGACUUUCUUCAAGACAAAAUGUUUUGGCCAACGUUUCCGGUCCCAUUCCAACACAAUUAGAGAGCGAAUCGGAAAAAAAUAAAUAUAAUUCCCCGAUUCCCCAAUUAAGAAACCCUCAGGGAAACAACCAAUGUGCAGGUGAAAACGCCGAAACAUCGGAGAAUUCUCUUUCUAAUUUACGAGUGUUAUCAGUAGGGAGAAUGGGCGACCUUGUAAUUGGGCCUGUCAUGUCAUGUCUUGGGCUGAUUAUCAAAAACGCGAAAAUUUACGACAUGUUUUAUGAGGGGGUUGCGGCGACUUGAAAAGGGCGUCGAGCACCAGUCGCCUUCUGUUUUGGUUAGAUUAAACUUGAGAGGAAUAUCAGCGGAGAAGUUGGAGCCCUUUUCGUUCCUGAGAAUCCCUUUCCGGACACUUGCGCAAGACAGGUAGCCAUCGGGGUUCGGGGGUCCCUCCUCGAUGGUGAUUGGCUGCUUUCCCUGCAGCCAAUCAACAGCCAGGAGGUGGGGCUAAACCUCUCUGAAGAGAGCCUUUUCUCUCGCACACAACGCCACAGGCAAGCAAACUCCAGCCCCUUUAACCCCCUCCCAUCCCUUCACGAGACCUUCCCCCCAUACUAAACUCCGUCUUUUUUGCGAUGAUCAUUUUUAUGUCCGUUUAAUGACUGGCCGUUUUCUCCUCUCGGAAUGUCCCUAUUAAAUUAAAUUUAUUUGCUUCUGUUGACUCUCGUCGUGCUUUGCAGGGGGGCUUCUUCCAUCGAUAAAGUCUUCACAUUAUGUUUAGCACUUUCUCUUAAUUAUCUGUUAAUUACUCGGGGAGAAAAAAAAUUUAAAAUAAAAUAAAUUUUAUCGCGGCGGAAUUAAUCACGUGCUAGCUACACUCUGAGUGUCGAUGUGAAUGAUGAUUGCGGGGAUUGUUUCCGAGUAUUUUGAUAAAGCGUUUCCUUUCAGAAUUGCCGAUUCUUCAACGCCAAUCGGACUUCUGGAGAAUCUUGUUGAACUGGACGCGCGCACGGGAUUCUGAAGCUGGAUACUGCCUGGAGCGGAUCCCCCGCUCAUCCACCAGUCACCACGACGGCCUCGUUGCCCCGUUCCGGGCCUCAGGCGUCCGGCUCCGAAGGUGUGGCCGCCUUCUUCAAUCCCCAGCCCUACUACGCAUGGCCUCCCAACUACGCGAGUUCCUCGGCAGCCAUGAUGUAUCAGCAAGCAGCAGCGGCAGCAGCACUCAGUUGCUGGCCUUCCGACAUGACCACCUCCCAAAACGGAGGACAGAAUUCUUCUAAUCAGAACUCCUCAUCAUCAACUUAUUGGCCUCUUUCGGCUUCCAACAAUCAGUUACCUUCGAGUACCACAGCUUCCAACAAUCAGAUGUGCUCGUCCUCAGAUUCUACGAAUACAGUUAUCAAUGGAUCCAAUGAAUUAGGCUCAGCUGGGACUUCCAAUCAGGUUCAAAAUACCUCAUCCUCAACGGAGGACGGACAGAACACGACAAAGAAGUUAUAUGAGAAUACAACGGCAGCGUCGUUGUUGUAUUCCAACCCCAAUAACUACAUGAAAAGCAUGUUGGGGGCAGCAGCUCAGUGGGCAAAUGACGCGGUGACGUGAGUUUCCGGCGCUUCUUUUUUAUUAAUCAAUAAACAGUGACUAUUUUAUGGAGUUUACAUUGCGCAAUCAAUUAGGUUUGGUUCUAAGAACUCUGAUUUCAGAUUCCCUUCUGCUUAUUCGGGGUUUUCUCAGUCUUCUUCCGCCCAAUUGAAUACGGAACGAAGUCCCCAGAUCUCUUCCCAUCCAGUGUUUCCCUGGAUGAAGAUGACCGGUAAGUUCAAGAUUUGCAUUUCGCUUUGCCGAGAACAUACGGAUUCCGAGUUACGGUAGCUUCCUUAAUUAAAUGCAUAGAACGUUGCGGGAUGCCGUGCCUUGCCCGCUCGUCUCCCUCCAGCCUGUCAUCUCAACCUUUUUUCGCCCAUGCCUUUUCCCAUCCAACCGUGGAUUGAAUGGCGCUUACUGUAAUUUCUCUGGAGGUCAGAAUAUAAUUGUUCAGACUCCGGUUCCAUCUCGACUCUACCUGUCGGCCGGACUUCGAGUCGACUGUCCUUGGCUGUUAAUUUAUGCGUUUUUGAGUAUUCUUCUUUGCCUCCGAUCCCAUAAAACCGGGCCCAAACCCAUUUAAUGCCACCCUCCGAUCAUACGGGUUGUCGUGUCACCGGGCGUAGUCGGGUCUUCUGGUUGGUUGUCCAAUUUGCAGACUUGAAUGCGGCCUCAGAAGCCGUGGAACAAUGGUCCGACCUUAUGUGUCCCAUAUGUUUGGCGCAACUUUUCGAAAAGUUAUUAAUACAACGUUUAAGGCGUCAUUUGUAACGGGGGAUGUGUGCUUGGGGAUCAUUUAUAACUCUUGACACUUUCGGGAAUCCUCUCGGAUCUACAGCUGGGCCUAUUUUUGGACGGUGAACCGGUGGGUAAUGAGGCUGGGAAGGGUGAGGUGGAUUAAAAUGGAGCUGGGAUUGUGCCCUGGGGGGAAAUAAACUGUCCAAAGUCUUGGGGGAUUGCUCGGACCCGCGUUCCGACCCCAAAAAACCCGGAGAAAAGGCAUGGCCUGCAAUUGUUGUGCUGAUAUUUCACAGAGAUGAAAGGGCGACGCCGCCUUCGGGUUCGAGCCCACGAAUGAAAUAUGGUUAUGGCCGAAACGGUGGGGAAAAAGAGCGGCGGCGGCGGUUCAGAAAACAGAGCCCGGCCUGUUCCCCGAUUAUACGUUUAAAAAACUCGGAAACCGGCUGUCUCCUGCGAAUUGUAUCCCUUUGAAUACUAUAAUAUCCGCUAUGAUAUCGCAGGUAUGAAACCAGGCGAAUCAAAACGCACCAGACAAACAUACACAAGGAAACAGACACUCGAAUUGGAAAAAGAAUUCUAUUACAACAAGUACUUGACUCGCAACCGACGACAACAGAUCUCAGAGGCAUUACAGCUCAGCGAACGGCAGGUAAGACAAAUGCAAAUAAAAGUUGGGCAGAGCUAGGUUUAGAGGGCUGCAAAAAAUUAAUUAGAUUUAUUUGGAAUCUUGAUUUGGUUUAGCUGUUGGCCAUCAAAAAUUGUGCCAAACGGAAAAUGGUUUUUGAAAAAUUUGUAGAGGCGAUCUAUCGCCUGUUACGGUAGAAACUAUACUUUAUGGGGAAUUUUAUUAUAUAUUUUGCCUUAAAGAAUUGAUUGUAAAGUUUUAUGAGGGUCCAUUCUGUCUCUCAAAAUGUUGUUUUUCAAUUUUUUGAACACUGUGCAAUUUUCUUGAAGUUUCAAAACGUUAUAGGCUAUGUUUGCCGAUGAUAUUACUACUGAAAAUAAGAAAAUUCUGAGCUAGGCAUAGUUGCGACCAUAUAUAUAUGAGGGGUUCCGGAUCAAUUCAAAAUUUUUUGGCCAUGAUUCUCAGACACGCGCUUUGGCCAUAUCGAAUUUUUUAUCCCAAUGUGCAGAGCCCAAGACAACUUGUUCUGAACAGCGUAGUGGAAUGAAUUUUCCGCUCCUCGCAAAGUUUUUGCCUAUUUUGGGCCUUGUACAGUGCGGAAGAAAACAUUGCUAUAGCCGAAACUCGUGUCUGGGCGCUAUGGCCAAAAAAAUUUUGAAUUCACCCGGAACCCUUCUUAUACUAUGUUACACCGCAUAAUAAGAUGUCUGAAUACCCGGAUUAGUAAUACUUCCUCAAUUUGGUAUAAAAUAUUCUCAAAGCAGUAAAAAUAAAUGGGCAGAGGCCAUCACUUAACGGGCCCGAAUCGCUACAAUUUAUGAUAAUGGGGUGAUUCUCACUUCUCUAAUGGGUUUAGUUGUUGAUUAAGGGCCUUCUGUUGGGUAUUUUGGCCUAUAAAUAUCACCAUUUCUAUACAAAUAAUAACUUUUCUGAGGGAAUCCGAGGCCAUUAACCGCAUAACGCGAGGGUAUUCUUUGGCCUCAUUAGAAGUAAUGAGCCCGAUUUUGAGGCGAGACAAUCACAAAUUGUAAUUGUUAACUCUCUCGGGGUUUGACUCUCAUCAUUUUCAGGUGAAGAUUUGGUUUCAAAAUCGUCGAAUGAAAUUCAAAAAAGAGGUCAAAGUGGAAAAUGGGGACAGUGGCCCAGAGGACAACUAA